Messenger RNA from Acanthosepion pharaonis, 942 nucleotides. NCBI's taxonomy places the organism in Eukaryota, Metazoa, Mollusca, Cephalopoda, Sepiida, Sepiidae. The record is from the annotation of a GenBank genome assembly.
AUGUGGACUCUCAUCAACACUGUCGCUUAUUUCAUGCUCCUUCAUCUCGCUUUAAUUUCUUCGUCAUCUCCUUCACUUUGUUAUUUUCUUUCUCUCUCUCUCUUUCAUUCUCAUAUAACCAUUCUUUCUCUCUCUCUCUCUAAAUCCCAUCGCAUCCUUUCAUCUUCCCCCCUCUCUCUCGGUUCUCUAUCGCUUUCUCAUACUCAAUGUUACAUCCUAUCUCUACCUCACUCUUCUCCCUUUCACUUAAGAUUCAUUGUCAUUUUUUUCUCAUUUCACUCUCUUUAUCUCCAUCUCAUUUCUUUCUUUCUUUCUUUUGAUUCCUGUCUUUCUUUCUUUUAUUCUUUCUUUCUUUCUUUCUUUCUUUUGAUUUCUUUCUUUCUUUUUCAGAGUUCAGGUUCAUAUUCUCUUUUUCAUUUUUUUCUUUGUAUUCUCUCUUUUUUUUUUUUAUUUUUUUCAUUCUUUCAUCAUUAUAUCUUUCUUUCCUUUUUCUUUCUUUCUCUCUGUCCUUUUGUGUUUUUCUUUUUCUCUUUCUUUUUAACUGUCUCUUUUUCCCUUUCUUUCUUUGUUCCUCUGUUCCUAUUUUGUAUUUAUUUUUUUAUUGAUUUUUCUAUUUCUCUCUCAAUACUUCUUUGUCUCUUUCUUUUUUACUACUUUCUUUUUUCUUUUCUUAUUUUUUACUUACCCCCUUUGAGAUUUUCUUUCUUUUUUUUCACUGUUUUACUUUUUUCUUUAUUUUUAUCAUCUGUUUCUCUCAUUUUUUUUCUUUCGAUUUCUUUUUUAAUUCCUGACACUUUUUUUCACUUUCUUUUUUCAUUUUUGUAUUCUUUUUCAUUUCGUACUUUCUUUCUUUUCUAUUGUUUUUUGAAAUCAUUCUUUGAUUGUACUUCAUUGUUUCUUUCUUCCUUUCUUUUCGUUAAGGCAUUCAGUCCAUCUAAAUGA